AUGCGAAUAGCUGGGAAGUGGCCGCUGUCUGACAGCAAUGCGAGCUUCCUCCGAGCUGCAAGAGCUGGCAACCUGGACAAAGUAGUGGAAUACCUGAAAAGUGGAAUAGACAUUAACACAUGCAAUCAGAAUGGACUCAAUGCUCUGCACCUGGCUGCUAAAGAAGGGCAUGUGGGACUUGUACAAGAAUUAUUGGAAAGAGGGUCAGCUGUGGAUUCUGCCACUAAGAAGGGGAAUACAGCCCUGCACAUUGCAUCCUUAGCAGGACAGGCUGAAGUUGUCAAAGUUCUGGUUAAGGAAGGAGCCAAUAUCAAUGCACAAUCUCAGAAUGGCUUCACUCCUUUAUAUAUGGCAGCUCAAGAGAAUCAUAUUGAAGUGGUGAAAUAUCUCCUGGAAAAUGGAGCCAACCAAAGCACAGCUACUGAGGACGGCUUCACUCCAUUAGCUGUUGCGCUGCAGCAGGGACACAAUCAGGCAGUGGCCAUCCUCCUGGAAAAUGACACCAAGGGCAAAGUGAGAUUACCGGCUCUGCAUAUUGCCGCUAGAAAAGAUGACACCAAAUCAGCCGCCCUCCUUCUUCAGAACGACCAUAAUGCUGAUGUACAGUCCAAGAUGAUGGUGAAUAGGACGACUGAGAGUGGCUUCACACCUUUGCACAUAGCUGCACACUACGGAAACGUCAAUGUGGCAACGCUGCUGCUAAACCGAGGAGCUGCAGUUGAUUUCACAGCCAGGAAUGGAAUCACCCCACUGCAUGUGGCUUCCAAAAGGGGAAACACAAACAUGGUGAAGCUCUUGUUGGAUCGCGGAGGGCAGAUCGAUGCCAAAACCAGGGAUGGACUCACACCACUCCACUGUGCUGCAAGAAGUGGACAUGACCAAGUUGUGGAGCUGCUUCUGGAACGAGGUGCCCCGCUGCUUGCGAGGACCAAGAACGGACUCUCUCCGCUCCACAUGGCGGCUCAGGGUGACCACGUGGAAUGUGUGAAGCAUCUCCUGCAGCACAAGGCUCCUGUGGACGACGUCACGCUGGAUUACCUGACCGCCCUCCACGUGGCCGCACACUGCGGCCACUAUCGUGUCACCAAGCUCCUUCUGGACAAGAGAGCAAAUCCCAAUGCUCGUGCCCUGAAUGGUUUUACUCCACUGCACAUUGCCUGCAAGAAAAAUCGCAUCAAAGUCAUGGAACUCCUGGUGAAAUAUGGGGCUUCAAUCCAGGCUAUAACAGAGUCGGGCCUCACACCAAUACAUGUGGCUGCAUUUAUGGGCCACUUGAACAUAGUCCUCCUCCUGCUGCAGAACGGAGCCUCUCCCGAUGUCACUAACAUUCGUGGAGAGACUGCACUACACAUGGCUGCACGUGCUGGGCAGGUGGAAGUGGUUCGCUGUCUCCUGCGAAAUGGGGCACUGGUGGAUGCCCGAGCUAGGGAAGAACAGACUCCACUGCACAUUGCCUCUCGCCUGGGUAAGACGGAGAUCGUCCAGCUUCUGCUACAGCACAUGGCGCACCCCGAUGCUGCGACCACCAACGGAUACACUCCGCUGCACAUCUCUGCCCGGGAGGGACAAGUGGAUGUUGCCUCGGUUCUCUUGGAGGCAGGUGCCUCGCACUCCAUGUCCACCAAAAAGGGAUUCACACCUUUGCAUGUGGCAGCCAAAUACGGGAGCCUGGAAGUGGCGAAGCUGCUUCUGCAACGCCGUGCGUCUCCUGACGCAGCUGGCAAGAACGGCCUCGCCCCGCUCCACGUCGCGGCGCACUACGACAACCAGAAGGUGGCGCUGCUGCUGCUCGAGAGGGGCGCCUCGCCGCACGUCACCGCCAAGAAUGGCUACACCCCUCUGCACAUCGCUGCCAAGAAAAAUCAGAUGCAGAUAGCUACCACUCUUUUGAACUAUGGGGCCGAGACCAACAUUUUGACCAAACAGGGAGUGACCCCACUUCAUUUGGCCUCCCAAGAAGGUCAUGCUGACAUGGUGACCUUGCUUUUGGAGAAAGGAUCUAAUAUUCAUGUGGCAACAAAGACUGGACUGACAUCUUUACACCUUGCAGCUCAAGAGGAUAAAGUGAAUGUAGCUGAAAUACUGACAAAACAUGGUGCAAACCAGGAUGCUCAGACAAAGCUGGGCUAUACACCUUUAAUUGUGGCAUGUCACUAUGGAAACAUCAAAAUGGUGAAUUUUCUUCUCAAGCAGGGAGCGAAUGUUAAUGCUAAAACAAAGAAUGGAUACACCCCUCUGCACCAAGCUGCUCAACAAGGCCACACUCACAUCAUCAAUGUUCUUCUCCAACACGGGGCCAAGCCCAAUGCCAUCACCUCUAAUGGUAACACUGCCUUAGCUAUUGCAAGGCGUCUGGGAUACAUCUCAGUGGUCGAUACGCUGAAGGUUGUAACGGAGGAGAUUACCACCACCACAACUACUGUAACAGAAAAGCACAAGCUAAAUGUACCUGAAACAAUGACCGAAGUCCUGGAUGUUUCAGAUGAGGAAGGUGAUGACACAAUGACAGGAGAUGGAGGAGAGUACCUUAGGCCAGAAGACCUCAAAGAACUAGGAGAUGACUCUUUACCAAGCAGCCAGUUCCUAGAUGGUAUGAACUACCUGAGGUACAGCUUGGAAGGAGGACGGUCUGACAGCCUGCGAUCCUUCAGUUCCGACAGGUCCCACACGCUGAGCCACGCCUCCUACCUGAGGGACAGUGCCAUGAUAGAUGAUACGGUGGUCAUUCCCAGCCAGCAGGUAACAACUCUGGCCAAAGAGGCUGAAAGGAAUUCCUAUCGCUUAAGCUGGGGCCCUGAAAACUUGGACAAUGUGGCGCUCUCUUCCAGCCCUAUUCAUUCAGGCUUCCUAGUUAGUUUCAUGGUGGAUGCUCGCGGGGGUGCCAUGCGAGGCUGCCGACACAACGGGCUGCGCAUCAUCAUUCCUCCGCGGAAGUGCACGGCGCCAACGCGCGUGACUUGCCGGCUGGUCAAACGCCACCGGCUGGCCACCAUGCCCCCCAUGGUGGAAGGGGAAGGCUUGGCCAGCCGCCUCAUUGAAGUUGGACCUUCUGGGGCUCAGUUCCUUGGGCCUGUGAUUGUGGAGAUUCCCCAUUUUGCUGCUCUGCGUGGGAAGGAGAGGGAGCUGGUGAUCCUGCGCAGUGAGAAUGGGGACAGCUGGAAGGAGCAUUUCUGUGAAUACACUGAAGAUGAAUUGAAUGAAAUUUUGAAUGGGAUGGAUGAAGUACUUGACACUCCAGAGGAGCUCGAGAAGAAGCGUAUCUGCCGCAUAAUCACCCGGGAUUUCCCGCAGUACUUUGCAGUGGUGUCCCGGAUCAAACAGGACAGCAACCUUAUUGGACCCGAGGGAGGUGUGCUGAGCAGCACCGUUGUACCACAAGUGCAGGCAGUCUUCCCAGAAGGGGCUCUGACUAAGCGAAUUCGCGUUGGCCUCCAGGCCCAACCUAUGCACACUGAACUUAUAAAGAAGAUUUUAGGCAACAAGGCUACCUUCAGUCCAAUAGUCACGCUGGAACCCAGGAGAAGGAAGUUCCAUAAACCAAUCACAAUGACGAUUCCCAUCCCCAAAGCCUCCAGUGAUGGGAUCAUGAACGGUUACGGAGGCGACACACCCACUUUGAGGUUACUAUGCAGCAUAACAGGAGGAACUACCCCUGCCCAAUGGGAAGAUAUCACAGGAACAACCCCACUGACAUUUGUUAACGAAUGUGUUUCCUUCACAACAAAUGUGUCUGCCAGAUUCUGGCUGAUAGACUGUCGUCAGACACAAGAAUCUGUUACUUUUGCUUCCCAAGUGUACAGAGAGAUUAUCUGUGUCCCUUAUAUGGCCAAAUUUGUUGUGUUUGCCAAAUCACAUGAUCCCAUUGAAGCACGGCUAAGAUGUUUUUGCAUGACAGACGACAAGGUGGAUAAAACUCUAGAACAACAAGAAAACUUUGCUGAAGUUGCCAGAAGCAGGGAUGUAGAGGUAUUAGAGGGAAAACCCAUCUAUGUUGAUUGCUUUGGCAAUUUGGUGCCACUAACAAAGAGUGGCCAACAUCAUAUAUUCAGCUUUUUUGCCUUCAAAGAAAACAGACUUCCUCUCUUUGUAAAGGUACGAGAUACCACUCAAGAACCCUGUGGAAGAUUAUCAUUCAUGAAGGAGCCAAAAUCAACAAGAGGCCUUGUUCAUCAAGCCAUAUGUAAUUUAAACAUCACUUUACCUGUUUACACGAAGGACUCAGAAUCAGAUCAAGAACAGGAAGAAGAGGUUGAUAUGACUUCAGAAAAAAAUGACGAGACUGAAUCUACAGAAACAUCUAUCCUGAAAAGCCACCUCGUUAAUGAAGUCCCUGUCCUAGCCAGUCCUGACCUGUUAUCUGAAGUUUCUGAGAUGAAACAGGAUUUGAUCAAAAUGACUGCCAUCUUGACAACUGACCCAGCUGAUAAAUCAGGCUCCAUUAAGGUGAAAGAUCUUGCCAAAGCUUCUGAGGAAGAGCCAGGAGAACCUUUUGAAAUAGUUGAAAGGGUGAAAGAAGACUUAGAAAAAGUAAAUGAAAUCCUGAGAGGUGGUUCCUAUAACAGAGAAGAAGAAGUUUUACAUACAUCCUGCCACAUGAGGCAGGAAGCAGUAGAAGAAGAUUGGGUUAUUGUUAGUGAUGAAGAAAUCCAAGAGGCCAGAAGAAAUGCUCCUUUAGAGGUCACUGAACCUCCCUGCGUCGAGGUCCGGAUCAGCAAAGGGACAACAGAAACAAAGACAGACAUAACUGGUGCGGUAGAUUACCUUACCCAGGAUUUGGAAACCUACGUGUCUCUUCAUGCUGUACAGCCGCCAGCCUUACAAGAAGACCUCGUAGAAGAGAAAUUUGAAGCUGUAGUAGUAAGCAGGGAUUCUGAAAAAGAAGGGCAAGAAUCUUCCCAAACUGAAAUGCUAAGUCCCCAAGAACAACAGAAACCUGUCUUAGAAAUUAAAAAGCCAGUUAGGAAGAAAGUAAAAGAUAAGCAAAAGCAGAAGGAAGGCAAGGUACCCAGCCAUGAAGAAGUGCCAGGACUAACAAAGUUCAGCUCAGAUGAGUCUCUCAAUGAGGAACCCGGCUUAACACCAGCAGCUGCUCCUGAGGUUACUGCUGUAUCCCCAGUCAUAGAGGAAACACCAAUUGGCUCAAUAAAAGAUAAAGUUAAAGCCCUUCAGAAAAGAGUGGAAGACGAACAAAAAACACGUUCAAAGCUACCUGUCCGCAUUCAAACCAAAGAAGGCACAGCUGACAAGACUUCUAGGAGACCAGGACCAGUUAAAAAACCAGUUGUGCACAAAGCACAACCACCUGUUUCACCUUCUGCUAAAACAGAAAGACUUGAAGAGACCAUGUCAGUUCGUGAAUUGAUGAAAGCCUUCCAAUCAGGACAAGAUCCAUCCAAGAAUGUGUCAGGACUGUUUGAGCACAAAUCUGUCAAACAAAAGCAACAGCUCUCUGAAAAGGAACCAACACGGAGAAAAACACUUUCCUCACAGGGUGAAACCAAGCGAGUAUUAAGCCACAAGACAGAUAAACAGAAACAGAGUGCAACACUAAAAGCUGAGAAAGAACCACAAUCAAAAAAAGGAAAGAUGCAAAUUUCUACUACUAACAUUGACAAGCGACCCGUAAGUAAAGAGCGGGUGAAAGAGCAGAGCUAUAAAACCAAACCUGCUCCACCCGUAUUUGAGGAUGAAAGUUGCAAAGAUACAGAGCUUAUGAAGGGCAAGGUUUCUGAUGACCAGGCAGAUACUGACUUCCAGAUCAGUCCUGACAGAAAAACCUCCACAGACUUUUCUGAUGUCAUUAAAGAAGAGCUUGAGGAUAAUGACAAAUAUCAACAGCUCCGACACCUUUCAGUCACUGAGGAAGGAGAGCUUCACUUAGAGCAAGUACUGACCAGCCCAUUCAAUGUUGCUUUCCCAACAGAGUAUGUGAAGGAUGGAUUCCUUCCUGCUCUUUCUCUGCAAAGUGCUGCUUUUGAGGGGAGCUCAGAGAGCCUUAAACAUGAAGGUGUUGCAGAUUCUCCAGGGAGCCUGCUUGAUGGAACCCCUCAGAUCAGCUCGGAGGAAAGUUAUAAGCAUGAGGGUCUGGCAGAGACUCCAGAAACGAGCCCUGAAAGCCUCUCCUUCUCACCAAAGACAACUGAUGGGCAAAUUCAAGAAGCUAAGGGAGCCACUAGAGCGCACACAACAGGAGAAACAAGUUCUCUGAAGGAACUCUCUCCUAAGGAAGAUGAAAAAGGUAUUACUGAACAACAGCUACAUGCUGUUACUGAGACUAAGUCUCCUUCUGACCAUGUAUCAGAAGAGCUUGUGUCUACAGCCUCUGAAGAAGAGGCUGAUAAACUUAAAGAAAGUAGCUCAGCUUCCAUUAUGAAAGAUUUUAGCAGGGAUAAAGAAUCCAAAACCACUGCACAUUUAACUAAGUCUUCAGAAACACUUGACACUGCAUUAGAGAAAGAAAAAGAUAUAACCUGUGAACGUCGUGUUGUUGUUAGAAGUCCCCAAAAAUUGGAACUUUCACUUGCUAGCCAUGAUAGUGAAAGCUUUAGCCCAGUUGCAGAUGACUCGUACGCUGUAAGUCAUAAGGACUCACUGGAAGCAAGCCCCGUGCUAGAAGAUAACUCUUCACACAAAACGCCUGAUUCUUUGGAGCCCAGUCCAAUGAAAGAGUCUCCCUGCCGUGAUUCUCUUGAAAGUAGCCCCGUAGAACAAAAAGUGAAAGCUGAUAUUUUGGGGCAGGGUCCUCUUCAGUCUGUUCUUAGCAAAGCAGAAACCUGCCCAGAACUGGCAUUGGUUCGUUCCCGGAUUCUCCGUGAUCCCGAGGGAAGUGCUGAUGAUGACAGUCUAGAGCAAACAUCCCUCAUGGAGAGUUCAGGGAAAAGUCCUCUUUCACCUGAAACGCCUAGUUCUGAAGAAAUUAGCUAUGAAAUCACACCUAAAACAGCAGAUUCACAAGCACUGGCAAACAUACCAAAGUCAGCUGUGAUCCCUGAAGUCAGUGAAGAACUGGACGAUGAUCCAGAAAGUGAGCCAAAGAAAAGAUUCACCCCAGAAGAGGAGAUGUUUAAAAUGGUGACCAAAAUCAAAAUGUUUGAUGAACUAGAACAAGAAGCAAAGCAGAAAAGAGAUUACAAAAAGGAUUGUAAGACAGAUGAAGCUUCUUCUGCAGGUGCUGAUUCAGAAGCUGUGUGUGAAGCUGAAGAAUCAGAGUCAACAGUUGUAGGAGAGAAAACACCACCCACAGUAGUGAUGUCUGCAGCUGAAUCUAGAAAAAGUUCCUCCUCUUCAGCCAGUGAGCCAGAAUUGACUCAGCUAAAAAAAGCAGCUGACUCAGGCCUCUUAAUGGAGCCUGUGAUCCGAGUGCAACCUCCUUCACCAUUACCAUCCAGUACCGAUUCCAGAUCUAGCCCUGAAGAAGCAGGUUCUCAACCCAUUGAUUCAAAACCAUGUCCUUUGAGGAUAGGGGAGGUUCAAGCAAAACAAGAUAAGCCAGUAGAAGAAUCAGGCACUUGUCACUCCAAUGGCUGUAUAUCAGCAGGUGCUGAUGAAUCAAAGUGUCACAGUACAGCUGAGAGAGAAACAGUUAGUACUGAUACCCCAGUCACACAGUUUGAGGGAACUUUGAGUCAUUCCAUUGGUGACAGUUGUCAAAAAGAUGUUCGUGGUGAGUCUUCACUAACACUACAGCAAUCUGAUACUCCCGAAAAAGAUGUUAACACCACCAGAUUGUUAAAGCACUCAGACAUCCCGGAUACAGGGUCUGUAUCAGAGGAAGUAGAUGACUGUUCUUGUGGACUCAGUCCUGCUGAGUACUCUAUGCCACAAGAUAGCAAACUGACUGAAGAUGAUGCCACUGACCCUUCUGCUUUGGGAAGCAAUUUGGGAAAAGCAGAUACAGGUUUUGAAACAUCUCAGAGAGAUACUCAUAUUGAGGAGUCCUUAUCAGAGCAUUCAUCCCUUGCCACAAAGACAUUGGAACAUGAAAGUUGUGCAGGAGAUGCUGCUCUAAGUAGUGCUUCUCAUUUAGUGAGCCCUUAUGACAACGUCUCUUCCGAACACUUUUUUACUGCCUCUGAAAAUCAGAUAGGGUGUGACAGAACUCUGCUCUCCAGGGAAGACUGUCCUGCUGGAGGAGAAAGAGAUCACACCGUGCUCAGCAGAGGCACAGGCAGUGAAAGUCAAUCUUCAGGGGAAGUAUGUAUGGAAAUAGAGGCAAAACAAGAGGAUGUAUUUCAGCAAACAUCACUAGGGUCUUUAGCAUCAGAUUCCACAAAAUUAUCCAAAUCCUCCCAUGAUGAUUUAAGAACCGAAACAGAGAAUUUGAUUAGUCAGGUUGUCAUCACCAAAACCGAUGUGGACUCUGACACGUGGAGUGAAAUACGUGAAGAUGACGAAGCUUUUGAGGCUCGGGUCAAAGAGGAAGAACAAAAGAUAUUUGGAUUGAUGGUAGACAGGCGAUCGCAAGGCACAACGCCUGACACCACACCGGCAAGAACACCCACAGAAGAAGGGACACCCAUUAGCGAACAAAAUCCUUUUCUUUUCCAGGAAGGAAAGCUGUUUGAAAUGACUCGAAGUGGAGCCAUUGACAUGACCAAAAGAAACUAUUCAGAUGAAAGUUUUCACUUCUUCCAAAUGGGGCAGGAGCCUCAGGAAGAAGUUUCCUUAGCUGAAGAAAUGAAGGAAGCAGCAGAAGUGGAAUCUAAGCUGGAGAGUUCUCCAGAUCCAUUUUCACCUGCAGAAUUAGAGGACUCAGAUGUACCAGAAAAAGAUACACUGGAGCAUUCACCCCUAGCAGCUGAGUCUAGUGAUAAGUCAGAAGAAAUCCCUAGUGUAGGUGUCAGCAUAGGCACCACAAAAGCAGAGCUUAAAUCCAGAAUUCCAAUUAAAAUGGGUAUUUCAGCUUCUUCAAAAUCACCCCAAAAAGGGACUGCUGCCUCUGAAGCUGAGCCCCUCUCCAGUACGGAGACUGAUAAUCUUGAUAGCAGUCAGGUGCCUUGCCCUUCCUCUCCUGAGCAGUCUGUAGUGGAAGAUGAGCUAGAUUUUUCCAAAGUCACUAGAUUUGUUCUUUCUGAACAGAAUGAUGAGUCCCCUGACUCUUCACCAGAGGAAGAGAGAUCCGUGAUUGAAAUCCCUACUGCUCUUAUGGAGAGAGUGCCUUCUUGCGAAAGCAAAUCCAAAAUUCCUGUACGAACAGCCAUGGUAUCACAGUCACUGCAACAAUCAGAAACCGAGAGCCUCGCCACAGAUGGCUUCCUAGAUGGUCUGCAGUGUGAAGCAAAGGAUGACCAAGCGAAACCAAAGUCUAAAAUUCCAGUCAAAACAGCUUCCCAAAGAGCUGAACAGCAGUAUAUACACACAGACCCAUCUGUCCGCAAGCUAGAGUCACCCAAAGCUCUUGACAUGACUAACAAACUACCUAUGAAACAGGAUAACCGAAGUAAAUCAGAGUCUGAUGCAAGUAUUCCCAUGGACCCAAAGACUAAGCGUUCAAUAAAAGCUAGGAGUUAUGCAGAGGCAGAAGCAGAGACCAGGGAGAGAGAGAGAGAGAUGAAGCUUGAGCUAGACUCAGAUGAGGCAACAGCAAGACCAAAGGUAUUUCCAUCACGGUUGCCAGUUAAAAGCAGGGGCGCUACAGCUUCCCGCAGCACUUCUAGUCCCACAAAAGACAGUAAGGAACAUUUUUUUGACCUUUACAAAAACUCCAUAGAAUUCUUUGAAGAAAUUAGUGAUGAAGCUACUAAGUUAGUGGAAAGACUCACGCAGUCAGAGAGAGAGCAAGAAUUAGUCUCAGAUGAUGAAAGCAGUAGCGCCCUAGAAGUUUCAGUUAUUGAAAAUAUGCCAUCCAGUGAGACUCAGCAGUCAGUUCCUGAAGACAUCUUUGACACCAGACCCAUUUGGGAUGAGUCUGUAGAGACUCAGAUUGAACGUAUCCCUGAUGAAAAUGUCCAUGACCGUGCUGAAGAUCAACAAGAUGAUCAGGAAAGGACAGAGGAAAGACUGGCCCACAUUGCUGAUCAUCUUGGAUUCAGCUGGACAGAGUUAGCAAGAGAGUUGGAUUUCACAGAAGAGCAAAUUCACCAGAUCCGAAUAGAAAAUCCUAAUUCACUUCAGGACCAGAGCCACGCUCUCCUGAAAUACUGGCUUGAAAGGGAUGGGAAACAUGCAACAGAUACAAGUCUUACCCAAUGUCUUACAAAAAUCAACCGAAUGGAUAUCGUUCAUCUCAUGGAGACCAGCGGCAUGGACUCCAUGCAGGUCCACGGCACUCGCACGUACGCGGAGAUCGAGCAGACGAUAGGCCUGGACCACAGCGAAGGGUUUUCUGCAUUGCAAGAGGAAGUGUACAGUGCAAGGCAUAAGAAAGAAGACCACCAGCUAUCUAAGGACAGUGACCCAUCUGAACACCCUCCCAUCGUCUCUGAGGAGGACGUCUCUGUCAGUUAUUCCCCUUUUCAGGGCAGUACUCCCAGGAGUGAAGCAGAGCUAUCAAUGGCUGAGCUCCUGAGACAAGCACAUAAGGAACAAGUACAAGCUGAAUUCUCAGGGAAACCCCAAAAUGUGUCAGAAAAGCCAUCUGCUGCAUCACAACAGGAAUAUUGUGUCACAGCUCCGGGAACAGAGCAGACCCCAGCAGCGCUAACCGGAAAGGCAGCUGGAAGUGCAAGCAAUGAAUCCAAACAUGUCAGUGUGGCAGAGCGUGAAACACCAUCCCCAGAGCUCCUGUCACCUGCUCAGCGAGGUGACUCUCCCAUCGUCCAAGAGCCUGAUGACCCCCAGCUACACCAGGAUGACCUCUCGCCCAGGAAAACUAGCCUAGUGAUAGUGGAGUCAACUGAUGAACAGCCAGAAGAGCUUGGAAGCGGUUACAAAGAGGAAUCUUUAGAGAAGGCUGAUAGUAUGCCUGAAAUGCCACCAGAAUCAGUCACAGAAGAGCAAUAUACAGAUGAAUAUGGCCACACAGUGGUCAAGAAGGUCACAAGAAAGAUCAUUCGGCGAUAUGUUUCUGCAGAUGGCACAGAAAAAGAAGAAGUCAUAAUGCAAGGAACACCACAACAGUUACCUGUUAAAGUUGAAGAAGGAGAUAGUUAUUCCAAAGUUGUAAAACGGGUUGUGCUGAAAAGCGACAGUGAACAGUCUGAGCUGACGCUGUCUGAACCUGCAGUUUUGUGUAGUGCCUCCAACUUCCAAUCUGAACCAGUAGAAGGCCGCAAGGUCAGCAAAGUGAUCAAGACCACUGUAGUGCAAGGAGAGAGAAUGGAGAAACACUUGGGGGAUGCAAGCUUAGCUACUGAUCUUCCAUCAGCCAAAGAAGACUUUGAAGAGGACAACACUGAAUAAAGCCAGUACCCAGAAGAGGACUGUGAUGAAGGACCAGUAUGGAAAAUAUGUUCACAUAGAAGAGGUGGAAGACACACCAGAAGCACUCCCACAGGAUGACCUCCAACAUGACCUGCAGCAGCUUCUUAGGCACUUCUGCAAGGAGGACUGGAAACACGAAGCCAAGUGAGAAGCUGCCACCCCUUAACAGCAUCACAUCACCUUCCACCCAGUACGCAGCAUUUACCUUCCCAAGGGGUGACAUUAUUACCUACAUAAUCCCUGGAAGACACUGCCAUUUCGACCCAAGCAGAUGCAGCCAAUUCAUUUUUACCCCUGCCCCCAUAUAUAAUUUGGGGUUUUUGUUAUUUUUUUACCCUGUAAGCUAAUUUGUGACCAAAGAUAGCAUCCUUCAUUCAGGGUGGUUUAUCCACCAAAUCGUUGUCUUUGUGCUGUACUGGGAAUUUAUCAGCAUCGCCACUUUUCCUGUUCCUUUGCUUCUGCACUAGCUUCACGAAACUGCAUUUGUCAACCCAACUUCAUCUACAGGCCUCUUCAAGUGACUAUGUACAUGCAUCAUUAAAAAAGGAGAGAAAAAAAAGGCAGGGGGAUGUUAACAUGUAAACUGUAUAUAGCAAGAUUAUUUGGACCUAAAAACUGCAGAGAACACACUGCCUAUGACUACAGUUAACAUAAUGGAUUACAAGGUCUAUUGAAACUGCUGAACAUGGAUGAAAAAAUAUUGUUAAUGUAAUCGACUGAGAAUACAGACCAACGGAGGAGGAAGCACUGCAGUUCUCCUGCAUCCAUAGGACUUCCAAUUUAGGGAUCUAUUAUAGUUAAAGGCUCUAAGAGUCAGGUUAAAAACCUGGAAAUUCAGCUGUUUUCAUGAAUUAACAGCCGACUGUGGCCCUCAAUGCUUUUAAGACCUUUGGCCAGCCACCUAAAGAUUUCCAGAAAGCGG
Molecule: messenger RNA, 12283 nt
Organism: Tinamus guttatus (white-throated tinamou)
Lineage: Eukaryota; Metazoa; Chordata; Aves; Tinamiformes; Tinamidae
Source: RefSeq, a predicted model, not a curated record